UUGAGUUCCAUUUCAAUUUUUGUGUUUUCAGGUAGAAUAUCCUAUAGACGUUUCAUACACACCGGAUGAGCAUUUCAAACGUUGGAGAUACAUGAGUUACAACUUCACCCUAGCCACUUUUUGGACACCUCAUUUAGUAAAAGGCGAGGAAGCAGACAAUAAUGGUCCAACCCACACAGGCCUCUUCAAUCUCUACCUUGAUGAGUUUGAUGAGGAAUGGACAACCCAAGUAGAAGAAUUUGACUACUUGAUCAUCUCUGCGGGCCAUUGGUUCUUCAGGCCAAUGGUAUACUAUGAAAAUCACCAAAUUGUUGGCUGCCAUUAUUGUCUUCUAGAUAAUGUUACCGACCUAACAAUGUACUAUGGUUACAGAAAAGCAUUUAGGACUGCCUUUAAAGCCAUUAAUAGCUUGAAAAACUACAAGGGUAUAACAUUUCUUAGGACUUAUGCACCAUCACAUUUUGAAAAUGGUUUGUGGAACCAAGGUGGGAAUUGUGUGAGAACUAAGCCAUUUAGGAGCAAUGAGAUAAAAUUGGACGAUCAAAAUUUAGAGCUGUACAUGGCCCAAGUGGAGGAAUUUAGGAAGGCAGAGAAAGAAGGGAAAAAGAAAGGUUUGAGAUACAGGUUACUUGAUACAACACAAGCAAUGUUAUUAAGACCAGAUGGUCACCCUAGUAGAUAUGGGCAUUGGCCACAUGAAAAUGUGACAUUGUACAAUGAUUGUGUGCACUGGUGCUUGCCAGGACCCAUCGACACCUGGAGUGACUUUCUUCUUGAGAUGUUGAAGAGGGAAGGUGUGAGAUCACACGAGGAGAAGCUUCAAUAUUUGAGUGACAGAAAAUUGCCAGUUAGAUAGAUUGAACUAUUAUUGUACUUAUAUAUGUUAAUUUAUUGCUCUCAUUUUUAAUUAUGUUUACGUAUCUCAAAUUUGUUUAAUAUGUACACGGUGGAUGAAAAUCGAAGAGACUAAGAGGGACAAAACCUCGCAUGUUGCUUUGUGGGUUU
This is a messenger RNA of Quercus lobata, 1005 nucleotides long. Its product is annotated as protein trichome birefringence-like 19. The record is from RefSeq and is a predicted model, not a curated record. Lineage: Eukaryota; Viridiplantae; Streptophyta; Magnoliopsida; Fagales; Fagaceae. The coding region runs from base 92 to 856 and encodes 254 amino acids. Gene Ontology annotation, molecular function: O-acetyltransferase activity. Gene Ontology annotation, cellular component: Golgi apparatus. The transcript has a single exon.